UCUUAUUGGUGGUAUGACACGUCACCUGCAUUCUCUGACCAAACAAACAUACGUAGAUACUCCUUAAUUAGCUCUCUUGUCUUUCUACUUAUAUAUGAAGCUAAUUUAACUACACAGAUCUCUGUCAAAACGAAUAUUUUUCAGAUGUAUACAUAAACACAUUAUGUAAAAAAACCUCUCCUCUUUUUCUUUUUUCUUUUUGUGUGUGCCAUAUAUAUAGUUUGGCAAAUUACAUAUUGUCGUUUGAAAGUUUCAGUAUAUGUCAAUCGUUGUAAUCUAUAUCAGAUUGCAUACUGCCCUAAAAAAAAAAACGAAAUCUAUCCUCUGCUUUAAUUAUAAAAUUUGAUGGAUUCGUUCCAAAAUCCAAUCCCUCGAUACCAGAAUUAUAACUUCGCAAGCAGCUCGUCUCAUCAUCAACAUCAACAUCAACAUGAUGGCUUAGUGGUGGUGGAGGAUCAACAACAAGAAGAAAGCAUGAUGAUAAAAGAACAAGACAGGCUACUUCCGAUAGCAAACGUAGGAAGGAUCAUGAAGAACAUUCUCCCACCAAACGCAAAGGUCUCCAAAGAAGCCAAAGAGACUAUGCAAGAAUGUGUCUCCGAGUUCAUUAGCUUCGUCACCGGAGAAGCAUCCGAUAAAUGUCACAAGGAGAAGCGAAAGACCGUCAAUGGAGACGAUAUCUGUUGGGCUAUGGCAAAUCUAGGGUUUGAUGAUUACGCCACCCAGCUCAAGAAGUACUUGCAUCGUUACCGAGUUCUCGAAGGUGAGAAACCUAAUCAUCAUCAUGGCAAAGGAGGACCUAAAUCCUCGCCGGAUAAUUAAUUCUUCCAUCGGUUUGAUUUCCCUUAAUUCUCAUGUCAUCUUUUUACUUCUCCAACCAGCUUCUUCUAUCUUUUCAUAUAUUGUUCCACAUAUAUAAAUAAUUAUAACAUGUGUGUGGUUUGAGGUACUGAACAAAUUAAAUCUGUGUUAAUUCUUCCU
This is a messenger RNA of Arabidopsis lyrata subsp. lyrata, 981 nucleotides long. Its product is annotated as nuclear transcription factor Y subunit B-5. Gene Ontology annotation, molecular function: RNA polymerase II cis-regulatory region sequence-specific DNA binding; DNA-binding transcription activator activity, RNA polymerase II-specific; protein heterodimerization activity. Gene Ontology annotation, cellular component: CCAAT-binding factor complex; nucleus. Gene Ontology annotation, biological process: regulation of transcription by RNA polymerase II. Lineage: Eukaryota; Viridiplantae; Streptophyta; Magnoliopsida; Brassicales; Brassicaceae. The transcript has a single exon. The record is from RefSeq and is a predicted model, not a curated record. The coding region runs from base 346 to 822 and encodes 158 amino acids.